Messenger RNA from Coffea arabica (coffee), 636 nucleotides. RefSeq names its product antimicrobial ginkbilobin-2-like protein. Lineage: Eukaryota; Viridiplantae; Streptophyta; Magnoliopsida; Gentianales; Rubiaceae. The record is from RefSeq and is a predicted model, not a curated record.
AUGGCGCUCUCAAAAUUAACCAUUUCCAUAUAUUUUCUGUCCGUCGUCCUUUUUGUGCAAAUGGGCGCUGGAGAUGACCCUCUCCAGCUUCUUGGAAUUGAUUGCAGAAAAUCAAACUACUUCCCCGCCGGCGCUGGGAGUAGAUACCACAAGAACUUGAACAUUCUCUUGAGUCGUCUUCAGAAUUGCAGAGCCUGCAUUGGCGCUGCAAUUGCAUGGAUUUUCGAAAAAUGUCCAUUAAAGAAGCGCGCAGUUGCCCUGUAUGAAUGUUGCGUUCUGAUUUACACGCACAAAAAUAUUUUCCACAAAAUCGGCGACACCACCUACUACAUUUACAGAACUCAAAAUGUAACCAGCCCGGCAUCAGCAGAAACUAUAACUGAGUUUCUGGAUCAUCUGACAGUAGAGGCUAUUGCAACCAAAACUUACUUUGCUAAAGGAGAAGUUAAGCUUGCAAAAUCAGAAAGUACACUCUAUGGACUGGUUCAGUGUGCCUCGGAUAUUUCUCCAGCUGAUUGCAAGACUUGCAUGGGUGAGUUGAUGGCCCGGAUUCCUGACUAUACUGGGAAAGGAGGUCAAUUCCUCAGUGCUACUUGCACCUUGCAGUACGAGUUCUAUAGGUUCUUCAAUGCUUAA